Molecule: messenger RNA, 966 nt
Organism: Mesorhabditis belari
Lineage: Eukaryota; Metazoa; Nematoda; Chromadorea; Rhabditida; Rhabditidae
Source: the annotation of a GenBank genome assembly
AUGAACAAUUUUACCGUAUACGUGCCACCGGCUUGUAUCACAAUGCAGGGAUGCAUGCCGACAUUCGAUACGAUAAUCGAGAUGGGGCAAGUGAUGAUGACCUCCUGGCUUCACCCACAAUGUUCUCCACCGUACACCUCAAUGUUUUCCUCUAACCUCAUUUGCAUUUACAAUUUCACUGUUCUCCUUUGUUAUACGCUUAUCUUGGUGUUACUUUUAACAAUUCGAGAGCUGAAUAUUAAUUUCAAAGUUUGCAUCGCGUUGUUGUACAUAUCGGAUGCGGUGACGCUGAUCAUGUCGGCAAGGGAAUCAGUGAUCACUGGAUGUGCGCUCAAUUUCCGAGUCGACCUCAACCUCGUUUGGCAGGGAACCAAAACCUACAUUCCAAUGCUCGGCGCUCUCAUCGCCGUUCUCCUCUCUAUCGCCACGUUUUUCCUGCAUUUGACUGGACAUAUCACCGAGAUUUGGUUCACUCCCGGUUUCUAUCAAGAGAUGUACAUUUGGCCGUUUCAACCACUUCGCAUCUUUCUCUUGUUGAUCGCAAUCUUUUCCGCUGCAAUUUUGUACAUUUGUUGUGCUUUCAUGAUUGUGUCGACUUCAAUUUGUUAUCUGCGUCGCGAGAAGUUCGUUCUUUUCACUUCACUUUGCGUUUUCAUUACGCAAAUCGUCUUCACCUAUGCCUCAUUUUGGAUGGGCGCAAAGUUGGGAAUCGGUGACCUGCCACUGAAUGCAAACUUGAGUUAUUUUGGGCGCCCGAUUUGCUGCUCGGUGGCAGCGGCGUUGCAGAUGCUCUACCUGUGCUCAACGAGUAUGCGCUCGAAUCUCAAGGAUCAGCUGGGCACUCUCCGGAACGGGAUCCGUCGGAUCGUCAUCGUCUCAAAGCAUCCGCGGAAAGUCUCCGUCGAUCCCGUCUCCGCGUCAACAAUUCGAACCGAUUUCCCAAGGACAAAUAUUCAAAGAGAACAA